UUCUAUGAUGGUGAAAGUGGCACUGGUUAUUUAGCAUGGAGGCUCAAAACCAUCCAGAGGAGGAGUGCUUCAUCAGAGACCAGAAGGUCAUCACAUAAGCUGUCUGGUGGAGGACCGACAGCUAGAAGAGAUGCUUCAUUUAGUCCUGAGACGACCCUGAGUGAAGAGCAAUGCAAGGAGGCCAUGUCCUUCAUGAAAUAUUCUUCUGAUGAGGCCAUUAUCAAGCAGAAGAUGAAGAUGACGUUUGAAUAUCGUCGUAAUAUGGUUCUCGACGAUGAGAAAUCCUCGGACGUCUUGACUGAAUUUCCGCGCUUCAAAGAUGUCAAAGGCCUGAUUGAGCAAGAUUUCAUCCUGCAGUUUGGAGAAGAUGUAGCUGCCAAGUUUUUGGAGAGGUGGCCUACUACAUUUAAACAAAAGGUCAUCCAGCAGAGCAAGGCUCUCCCUACCACAAGUGACCUUGAAGAACUGAUUUAUUGUGCAGAAGCUCCAUCAAGUGAAAAGGAAUUGGAUGAUGCCAAUGUUGACUCUGGAUGGGACAGUGAUCUAUCUUCCAUUAUCCUCCUCCUCCACCUGAUUCCUCCUUCAGCCCAAGGCCGGAAAAGACCAGGCAAGGUGUCCGCAACCCAGGCUGAGAAGCAUCUUGUUGUGUUCAAGAAGAGUGGCACAAGCAUCCAGGAACAUGUUGAUGCCAUCAACAGCACCACUCAACCCUAUCUUCUUGCCGUUGGGAUGAAGAGGAGCACCAUCCAUGAGUUUUUCAUCGUUCUGGACAAGCAGGUCAUACCAUGCAAGUCAACCAGUUCUCUUGGAGCUUUCGAUGAACUCUUUAAGGUUCACUUUGUAUUUGGUACCAUGUACAAUCAGAUACUCCACAACAUGUACACCUUCCUACAGACCACUGUGUACAACAUAGACAUCGGAAAAGUCCAUGAGAGUCCACGUGUUGCAGAGACUCAUUUUGUGAGUACCAACAUGCUUGUGAGGCAUAUGCGAUUGAUUCAUGGUUUCUGUCCUGGUAAAUCACUUCGCCUGAAAUGUACUCAGGCAGGAUGUUGCCAUGUUUUUUGUACCUUUUCGGGCUUCAGGAAACAUUUAAACACAAAACAUGCCAGGGAAAUUGAGCAUGAAGUCGAAACUGAUGAUAUUGUAGACAGUGAUGUUGUUGCAGAUAAUGCUCAGUCACAAGAUUUUGAAGAAGCAGCCAGUAGCUCUCAAGUUCUGCCAGUAUCCAACGUGAAUAUUCGUGAUAUGUGUGCAUCUGCUAUUGCACACCUUCAGGUUGCUGGUGUAGGCCAGUCUACUUUAAAUAGUUUUGUAUCAAAUAUGGAAGAAGUAGUACUGGAAGUACAGAGUCAAGCUAAAGAUGCCGCUUUGAAAUGCUUUUCGUCUCAGGAUACUAGUACAAAAGCAAAAAUUGAACAGAGUUUUGAACAACUUGAAAACCCUUUUACUUCACUGAAUUCCGAAUCAAAACGAAACUCGUAUUUUGAACAGAAAUGGAAAACUGUUGAACCUGUCGAAAAAGUACUUGGUGUCAGAUUUGAAAACAGAAGAAACAGAUGUACUGGAACUUACGAUCAGAUAGUUGUAACUGACAAAUUUACCUAUGUUCCAAUUCUUGAAACAUUGCAGUCUGUUCUCAGAAAUCCAAACCUCAGUGAUAUGUUUACUUCUAGCCACACGUCCAAGGACGGUGUAUAUUUCGAUUUAAAAGAUGGGUUGUAUAUGAAGAGACAUCCUCUUUUUUCUAAUGAAAAUUUUGCAUUGCAAAUUCAAUUAUUUUAUGAUGACUUUGAGACAGCUAACCCAUUGGGAUCCAAAAAAGGUAUACAUAAAUUGGGGGCAAUCUAUUUUACAUUGAGAAAUUUUCCACCAAAGUUUAAUUCGUCUUUAGUCAAUAUACAUCUGUGUGCACUUUUUCAUGCUCAGGACAUUAAAACCUAUGGGUUUGACACCAUACUUCAGCCAAUCGUUAGUGACCUAAAAUUGCUUGAAACUGAUGGGAUUAAAGUUCCCACGUUCAAAACUCCUGUUCAUGGUAGCAUUGUGCAAGUCACCGGGGAUAAUCUUGGUAUACAUGGACUCUUUGGGUUUGUAGAAUCGUUCAGUGCUCGGAAUUGCUGUUGUUUUUGUGUCAUAGAGAAAGGUGAUUUUCAAACUGUGUUUUGUGAAGAUGAAGAAAGUGUGAUAUUACGAACAAAAAACAUGCAUGCAGAACAUUGCCAUACUAUGCAAACAAAUCCACAAUUACCUCAUGUUUAUGGUGUCAAGCGUUCGUGUUUAUUGAACUCUCUGCAAUAUUUCAACACAGCUGAUAAUUAUUCUGUUGAUAUCAUGCACGAUAUUUUAGAAGGAGUAGCACAGUUUGAGCUAAAACCUGUAUUGCAGUAUGUGCAGGAGAACUUCUUAACUGCUAAAGAACUGGCUGGUAGAAUAGAGUCAUAUAACUAUGGCUACACUGAGAGGAGAAAUCGUCCCCCUGCAGUUAAGUUAUUUGAUGGGAGUAACGAUUUGGGCCUCAACGUCAUACAAUCCUGGUGUUUGUUGCGGGGUAAUCUAGGUAGCAGGAUGCGAUGGCCUUAA
Messenger RNA from Sebastes umbrosus (honeycomb rockfish), 2583 nucleotides. RefSeq lists its product as uncharacterized. The transcript is spliced from 8 exons. Lineage: Eukaryota; Metazoa; Chordata; Actinopteri; Perciformes; Sebastidae. Bases 184 to 2583 code for a protein of 799 amino acids. The record is from RefSeq and is a predicted model, not a curated record.